UCUUUCUUCAGUUGGCUAAAGCAGAAAUUGAGCUCUCACUUUUCCUUCAAGUGAAGGGUGUAGUCAUAGUAAGCUUUAUUGUCUGACCUAUGACUAACUUUUUUUUGUUCAAACAUUAUGUGUAUGCCCAAUAAAUACAUCUGUGCACGUUUUGAAAGCUAAAAGCAGUUUUAACUGUUUCACUUUGUAAGGAUAAUUUUGGGGGGCCUUUCAGUAAUUUAAAAAAAAAAAAAUCCCAAACCCCCAAAUCAUCUUGUGUUCCUUGUUUUAUGAUUUAUGCUAUUCCUGGCAGCAUGUGGUUUGGUAGAGACAGAACUUACAAAGUCUCGACUGACCAGACAGAAGUUGAUUUAGACUCUAGUGUUUUGAGGGGAGAUGGAAAAAUAUUAAGUCUUAGUUUCUUUUUAUGGUGUUCAUCUCGCUGCCCGUUUGAAAUUGAAGCAUUAAUCACAGUUGUUUAUGUUGGUUGGGGUUUUUGUUUGAAUCUGGAGGAAAUAUGCAACAGGGAGGUUGUAGAUGUAUUUUUAGCUUUAAUCAGUGAAGAUACAAAGAUAUUCUAAAGCAAGUCCUGCAUUUACUAAAUACGCUUAUUAAUAGCGUUAGGAAUGAAUCUAUAAAAUGUAUGAGGUGUAGUAAACCCAGGUUAUUAUGCUUGUUUAAAGCACUAGUGCUUCAGUAUAUGUUAAUACUCAAUUUUAAUGUCUCUUUUAAAAUGAACGAAUAAGUAAAAGAAGCACAGAAGGUGCCAGUUCUUGUGCUAAUUUAGAGGUGAUAGCUGCAAAAAUGCUCUAUGGUUUAAUUCAUGGGCAAAGGUCCAGAAAGCCAAACAAGCAUUUUAAAACCCAACAUGUUAUGUAAAGAUAUAUAAAUAGGUCCUACUCCAGUAGGUCUGGUUUUGUUAGCUACCUAAGUAGAUUUAAUGGAACAAAAUCAGUUUUAGGCAUACCAGAACAACUCUGUAGGAGGAAAAUGAGCUCAAUAUAUCUUUGUUUCUGUGAAACGCAUGCUCUCCUUUCAGUGAAGGCAGCUAGCCUAGCAGGGAUGUUUGCUUUUAGCGAGAAUAACUUUAACUGUCCAUAGGAACCGUAUUGGCAGAAGCUGUUCAGGAAUGUGUUAAAUGGAUUCCACCAGAAGCUCUUUCUCCUUUGCCAGCGCCAUCUACUCCCAGGUCCGUGCCCGUGCGUGAGGUUGCGGCCGUAGCUGCCACGUGCCUGCGCAACCUUCCGCGGCAAAAUGACUUGCUGCCUGCCGUGGGAGUCCUGGACCUGUGUCCUUGCGGCUAGAAGCUGGAGGCAUACGGGGGAGCGAAGUCAGAUGGAGUUACUAGAGACUGGAUAGCACUGGAAAGCUCUGCUGUCCCUGAUAGUUUUAUGAGAGUUCAUUUGAACUCCAGAAAACUGGGAAGAAGAGAACCAGAGGGGAAAGGAGCAUUCUGAUAAGUUUCUCUCUUCUGACCCUAUCAUGCUUGUGUUUCCCUCUGCUGGCCUCUGUAUGUGGACCACCUUCUGUUCUGUUCAGCCUAUUUAGGAGUUGACUUAAGUGCAGGCUCUUAGUCUGGUGCAAAGCUGAUGGGUGGGAGCAAAGGUAAAGAAUGAUGUAAUGCAGUGGCAGCCAGAAAGCAUCUUUUGUUUGAAUUGUGAAAUGGCCACUCCAUAGUCAUCUCCUGAUGAAUCAGAUGUGAGGGACUGUUUUGUGGAACGAACCCUUUGUAAUGGCACAUCAACUGGAAGCAGGAGGAGACAUUCAUUUGAAGAGCUCUUUCUGAAAAUGGGUUUAACUUUUCUUUUGCCAGUCACUACCAGCAUGACCUCAUACACUUCUAGUACAAUGGUGUGGCUAAGCCUUUGAGUACACAGCCAUUACAUCAUCGCAGCAAAUUAGAGAGGGAGGUGGUAAAAGAGGCCUUAUUGUUGUCAUGGCCGAUGAGAUGAUCAGGACUCAACUCAUUGUCGCUGAGAAGUUGGUGGCUUUGCUGGAGAGCGGUACAGAAAAAUUGCUACUGAUUGAUAGCCGCCCCUUUGUGGAAUACAAUACAUCCCACAUCUUGGAUGCCAUCAACAUCAACUGCUCCAAGCUUAUGAAGCGGAGGCUGCAGCAGGACAAAGUUUUGAUUACAGAGCUCAUUCAGCAUUCAGCAAAACACAAGAUUGAAAUUGAUUGCAAGCAGGAAGUGGUGGUGUAUGACCAAAGCUCUAAAGAUGUGACCUCUCUUUCAUCUGACUGCUUUCUUACUGUGCUCCUGGGCAAACUGGAGAAGAAUUUCAGCUCUGUAUAUCUGCUUUCAGGUGGUUUUGCUGAAUUCUCCAGUUCUUUCCCUGGUCUCUGUGAAGGAAAAUCCACACUCGUCCCUACUUGCAUUUCUCAGCCCUGCCUACCUGUCUCCAACAUUGGGCCAACCCGAAUUCUGCCUCAUCUCUAUCUUGGGUGUCAGCGAGAUGUCCUUAACAAGGAGCUGAUGCAGCAGAAUGAUAUUGGCUAUGUACUAAACGCUAGCAAUACUUGUCCAAAGCCUGAUUUUAUUCCUGAGUCCCAUUUCCUGAGAGUGCCUGUGAAUGACAGCUUUUGUGAGAAAAUUUUGCCUUGGUUGGAUAAAUCAGUGGAUUUUAUAGAAAAAGCAAAAGCAUCCAAUGGACGUGUGUUAGUGCACUGUUUGGCUGGAAUAUCUCGCUCUGCCACAAUUGCUAUUGCAUAUAUCAUGAAGAGAAUGGAUAUGUCCUUAGAUGAAGCUUACAGGUUUGUGAAAGAAAAAAGGCCAACCAUUUCUCCCAAUUUCAACUUUCUGGGCCAGCUUUUGGACUUUGAGAAAAAGAUUAAGAACCAGAGCGGUCAGCCUGGACAUAUUAGUAAGCUCAAACUUCUGCAUUUGGAAAAAAGCAGUGAGCACGUGCUGGUCCCAGAAGGUGGGCAGAGCAGCCUCUCCACCAGUCAGCUCUGCAUUACCUCUACCUCCGAGAUUGUGGAGCAGAAGCCAAUGGACUCCGGAAGUGUGCCAGGCACACGCUUGCCGUCUUUGGAAGAUAGCCCGCUGGUACAGGGCAUAAAUGGACUCCACGUGUCUCUAGAUAAGGUAGAAGACAGCAACCGGCUGAAGCGCUCCUUUUCUUUGGAUAUCAAAUCUGUGUCCUACUCAGCAAGUAGCAACUGCCUGACUGCAUCUGUUCAGGGCUUUGCCUCCUCUGAAGACACUCUGGAGUACUACAAACAUGCGACCGCUUUAGAUGGUGGCAGCAAGUUGUGUCAGUUCUCCCCUGUUCAGGAGGUCUCGGAGCAGACCCCAGAAACCAGCCCUGAUAAGGAGGAAGCAAACCCUCCCAAGAAGCCCCAGAGCCCCUGGCAGCUGGAUAGCCAGAGCAAGCGGCAACACCUGGGGAGAGCCAGCGGUAGCACCGCCACGCAGCGGUCGCUCUUGUACCCCCUCCACCGCAGCGGGAGCAUGGAAGACAACUACCGAACAAACUUCCUGUUUGGUCUCUCCACUAGUCAGCAACAUUUGGCAAAGUCUGCAGCUGGGCUGGGCCUCAAAGGCUGGCACUCGGACAUCUUGGCUCCUCAAACAUCUGCCACGUCCCUUACCAACAGCUGGUAUUUUGCAGCCGAGUCCUCACACUUCUACUCUGCCUCUGCCAUCUAUGGGAACAGCGCGGCUUACUCUGCCUACAGCUGCAGUCAGCUGCCCACGGGCUGUGACCAAGCCUGUGCUGUGCGCAGGAGGCCAAAGCAGGGUGAUCGAGGUGACUCCAGGCGGAGCUGGCAUGAGGAAAGCUCUUUUGAAAAGCAGUUUAAGCGCAGAAGCUGCCAGAUGGAGUUUGGGGAGAGCAUCUUGUCAGACAACAGAUCCAGAGAAGAACUGGGGAAAGUAGGCAGUCAGUCAAGCUUUUCAGGCAGCAUGGAAAUCAUUGAAGUGUCUUGAAGCAGCAGACCUGGGUGACUGUACCAGAGUUGCUUCCCCCUCCAGGCCACUCCCCCAGUGUUUAAAAGUUCCCUGUAAAUCUGAAAAGAGCAAACUUUAUACAGAAGUGUGUGUAUGGGCGGAGGGGGGGGAGAUGUGGGGUUUCAGUGUGAACGGAGUGACUAGAUUAAUACAGCAAAGAAAGGACAAGUGAGCAUCUGCAUGAGGAGACCAAAUGUACUGUUGGGUUUUUCUCCUCUCCUUUCCUGGAGAAGGGCAGAGCAUUUCAAACGUUUUGCCUGGCAGAAGAAGCCAUUAUAUGCAAUGGAUUGCACAUCCUUUCAAUGUUUCCAAUGGGGAGCUGUCUUGGUACCAGACCAUUUCUCUGGUUCCACUGAGACAUGCUCCUACUGAUCAAAACUAGUCUGAUUCUCCCCUCCCCCUGCCCUAUGUCUUCACCGGUGCACCUUAGCCCUGACACUGAGCCAUCCUCUGGAGGGAGACCUUUUUUCUGUAAGAAGGGAGACUGGGAGUGAGUCCAAAGGAAGUAGGGACUGGUUACAGCAAGGCUGGUCUGAAAACAGAGUUCAGACAAAUGUAAAUAUUGGUGUAACUAUUGUUCUAAUGGAUAGGCUUUAGAUGAUUUGCUAGAGAGCUGCUUCAGAGAAAAACCAGUACCUCAAAAAUAUAAAAAAUAAACUUAGGGCUUUAUGGCUGCCAGUUGCUGGUAGUCAGUUCAUAAGCAAUGUGAACAAGUAACAACUAGCCACAUCUGACUUUUUUUUUUUUUAAAGCUGUCUACGCACAAGUGUUUCAGUUGGCUUAGCAGCCAUUUUUUAAAGAAGACAAAUGAACCAGACUUACGACUAUUUCCCCCAGUCUUUUUAAACAUAAAGUAAGCAGGAUUUAUAUUUUUGAUAUGGGGUUAUUAAACUGGCUUCUGGGAGCGGGAUAGCUAUUUUGGCUUCUGAGCUGUAAUGGAGUGGUUAAUACUUAGGGCUAUGUGCAAGAGAGAAGUGGCUGGUCAAAAUACUGCAGAAUCCUUUUUUUGGACAACUCAGUAGAUGAGUUUUGAAGCUUUUUUUUUUUUUCCUUCUUCUUCUAAAAAUGAAUAGUAGGGUUUGGUGGGAUGAGCAGUUGCAUUAAGGAACUGCUCCUCAUACACAGUUUCAGUUGCAUGUCCUAAAAGACUGAGGUGGAGAUGACUUGUUUUUUUUCCAGUAUCCUCGCCCAAACUGUGGGGACUCUGAGACAGAUGCUCCCUAUCAGGUUUGCGGACUUCAUCUGAGGAGGUCUGUUUUUGUUGGAUAACUAAAGAGAAGGGGGACUGCAGAGCCCCUGCUCAUAAUAUGUGAGAGAAACACAGGUUGCGAGGAGACAGCUUUAACAGCAAGCCUGCUCACUCUCCAGCACGUGCAGCUCCAAAGGGACUUCAUUCAGGCUGUUGUCCUCUGUCCCUGGCUGGGGUCUCGGUGUCCCCGGGCGUCGAUGCAUGGUUUGGCUGCGGGAGCUGCGCUGCUGCUGGCCCACGCGCCUGUCCAAUCUGCACCAACCCGGAGCAUCUGCCAGCUCACGGAGGUGUCAUUCCCUGCUGCCUGCAGGGGUGUUUCACGGGAGAUUAGGCACAACCUUUACGCUGUGUUGUCUUCCACCUUGAACCAGCUGCUUCCCCUCCAGCUUGUGAUUCUUGCGGUACGUUGGCUGCCGCUUCUCAAAUUGCCGUGUAUUACUGUAAGAGGCUUACAGUAAGCAAGUAACGGUACCAGAGGCACAAGUGGUCGUGUGCUCUUGAGCUCUGCCCCAGGACCCUUCCCAAUGUGCAGGGGGGGGGGUAUAGGCCCCAGCAUUUUGUCCAAUUUCAGUGCAGGCAGCUGAAAAUUAUAAAUCAAAUGUAACAUAUUUGCCCCGGGCCAACAGCUUUUAGAAAAAAAAUUUGUCAGUGGAGGGCACUGAAGCCCUAAUUCCAGUCAGCAGCUUUUUUUCUUCUUUUUUUCUUUUUCUUUUUUUCUUUUUUUACUCUAAAUUUAGCUAGUUUGUGACUCAAAUCUCAGGUUUUACUAUAUUGAAAAGUGGAGAGAAUUUUUGUCGUCUUGUUUUGUGGCUAGGAUGUGACUUAAUUUCCUAUGAUGGACUGCUUAAGAUAGCACUGAAAGCUACAGCAUUGAUUAACUUGAUCCUAAAAAGUGCAAGAGGCACACAGAGAGGCAGCAACAGGAGUAAUUGAACCCGGAGGCUGUGUUCGUGACGUGUGUAUGAAAUGCCGGAAGAAAGGGUAGUCUGGACAAGAGAUAGGUUGACACCACGCUGUAAAGCAUGUCAGGUCUUGGCUAUUCAUUAAACAUACAGCCACUUGUCUAUGUUUACAUAUCAAGUGAAAGUGAUUACAUUACAACUAUUUUCAGCAUAUAUACACACUCUGUGUGUGUGUGUGUGUGUAUAUAUAUAUAUAUAUACACACACACACAUGUAAACUAUUUAGCCGUGCUCCUCUCAGCCAGAUUUCAGUUAAAGCCCAUGUCUUUCUUUGAUUUAAAUUGGUUAAUGGGGGAAAAACACAUAAAUAAAUCCCUGCAGGCAAAAACAGAAUCUUCCUGGGUUUUGUGCUCAUUCAUGUGUGUGUCCUUCCUCCUUCUCUCUCUUGUAUUCUUUCUCUCUCUCUGUGUGUGUGUGUGUACACACACACACACGUACACACACACACACACACAUGUUUGGGUUUUGUUUGUUUAAUCUCUUUCUGGGGAACUGAAUUCUGGUGUUUGGGCUCCUCGUGAUUUCCAACAUGCUGCAGUCAUUGACUGAAUCGAAGCUGGAGGCUCGGUAUGCCAGGGGACAGGGCCGUACAGGAGGAAGCCUAAAGCCCAGAUCCUGUGCAGGGUGGUACCCCAUUUCAUUUCUGAACUAGUGUCCUGUACCUGAACAAUGCUGGAAAUGGUUUCUAGAUGUUUGGAAAGCAAAGUGGAAGAUGGGAGGAGGAGAAAAGUGUACAUGUUCAAUAUGAAUAUAAUGUUCUUUGGUGUAUGGCAGGCUGGUUAAAUGGUUCAGAGAGAUGUGA
Messenger RNA from Struthio camelus australis, 6944 nucleotides. It is a transcript of the gene DUSP16, whose product is annotated as dual specificity phosphatase 16. Gene Ontology annotation, biological process: protein dephosphorylation; negative regulation of MAPK cascade. The record is from RefSeq and is a predicted model, not a curated record. Lineage: Eukaryota; Metazoa; Chordata; Aves; Struthioniformes; Struthionidae. Gene Ontology annotation, cellular component: nucleus; cytoplasm. Gene Ontology annotation, molecular function: MAP kinase tyrosine/serine/threonine phosphatase activity; MAP kinase tyrosine phosphatase activity; protein tyrosine/threonine phosphatase activity.